AUGGGCACCCGCAGAAAGUGGAAAUCUUUCAAUGUUUUAUAUAGUUUUGCUGACAAAGUCGACAUCCAGUUGAUGCUAGCUGGAUUAAUAUUGGCACUUGUUCAAGCUGUUCUGCCACCUUUUGUUUGGCUUGUUAUGGGCGAUUUUGUUUCUUUAUCCAUUUUUCGCGAGGAACUUAAAAUGAAUAAAACUCAAAGUUUUCAAAGAGCUUUAGAUUUUUUGCAAGUUAACAGCUCUAUUAGCAGUAAUAAUAGGCAAUCACUGAUAGAUCAACAAUUCGAGCGUUCUGCAACUCCUGUAUUUAUAACUAUGUUAUCCUUGUCAGUGGCGACAUUUAUCGCAGCAUUCUUUCAGAGAUUGGCAUGGGAAGUAUCAGGAAUACGACAAGUAUUCCGCAUAAAAAAAGCUUACAUACGGAAACUUCUUCAUAUGGAUGUCGCAUGGUUAGAAUCUCGACAUUCGGGACAAGUGGCAUCAAUGCUUCAUGACCAUGCUGACUCAAUAUAUCAAGGAAUUGCUGACCAUAUUCCUAUGGUUAUUUUCGUGUUUGCCUAUUUGUUUGUCACUUUAUCUGUUUGUUUUUAUAUCCAGUGGGAUGUAACAUUAGUGAUGUUCGCUGCUUUGCCACUGUUAAUAGCGACACGUUUGGUUUUUAGUAAGGUUUGUUCUUUUUUUCACAAUGCAAAUUGGAAUUGCUGUUAUUUGCAGUUAGCAUCUUAA
Dracunculus medinensis (Guinea worm) is the source of this 720-nucleotide messenger RNA. NCBI's taxonomy places the organism in Eukaryota, Metazoa, Nematoda, Chromadorea, Rhabditida, Dracunculidae. The record is from the annotation of a GenBank genome assembly.